This is a messenger RNA of Closterium sp. Naga37s-1, 10686 nucleotides long. The record is from the annotation of a GenBank genome assembly. Lineage: Eukaryota; Viridiplantae; Streptophyta; Zygnematophyceae; Desmidiales; Closteriaceae.
AUGGUUCCACUGACCGCUCCAUUGCCAUUUUCCCAUGUGCCCCACACGCCCCUCAUACCCCACACGCCCCUCAUACCCCACACGCCCCUCAUACCCCACACGCCCCUCAUACCCCACACGCCCCUCAUACCCCACACGCCCCUCAUACCCCACAUGCCCCACAUGCCCCACACGCCCCGCAUGCCCCACAUGCCCCACAUGCCCCACAUGCCCCACAUGCCCCACAUGCCCCACAUGCCCCGCAUGCCCCACAUGCCCCACAUGCCCCACAUGCCCCACAUGCCCCACAUGCCCCGCAUGCCCCACAUGCCCCCUCCCACCACUCAUGCAAUGGAGGCGGUGCAUCUGAAAAAGGAGCUGGGGGCACUGGUGCUGGCAGCAGCAGCAGCAGCAGCAGCAGUAGGAGUAGGAGCAGGAGUAGCAACAGAAGCAGCAGCAGGGUUGCUCCAAGCCACCCCCGCUGCAGCUGCUGUCAUAAACGCAGAAUUGGAGGAAAGGGAGAGAGAAGGGGGGUUGAAGGAGGAGGAGGGAAGAGCUAUGCAGCGAGGGCAGGGAGAGGCUGAGCAGCGAAGGCUGCUGGAGGCAGCAGCAAGGGCAGCAGCAAAGGCAGCUAGAGAUUGGAGGGAGGAAGAAAAUGCGCCAGCUCAUGCGGUAACCGGACCUGCUGACGUGGCGCUGGAUGCUGACCUGGCAGUGACGCUUUCUGACGGUGAUGGGUAUGGUGGCGCUGCUGAGAAUGUUAAGAGAGGGGAGGAGAAGAGUGAGAAGAGCGGAGAGAAUGGGUGUGCGACGGAAAGAGGGAGUGAGCGUGGUAGCGGGAGGGGGAGCAGGAGGGAGAGUGGGAGAGAGAGUGGGAGAGAGAGUGGGAGAGAGAGUGGGAGGCAGAGUGGGAGGGAGAGUGGGCGGGAGAGUGGGCGGGAGAGUGGGCGGGAGAGUGGGCGGGAGAGUGGCAGGGCGAGCAGCAGAGCAAGCAGUCGGGGGAGUGAGGGUGCUGGCAGUCCCAACGGCAAGCGAGGCAGUCCCGGCAAGCGAGGCAGUCCCGGCAAGCGAGGCAGUCCCGGCAAGCGAGGCAGUCCCGGCAAGCGAGGCAGUCCCGGCAAGCGAGGCAGUCCCGGCAAGCGAGGCAGUCCCGGCAAGCGAGGCAGUCCCCGGCAAGCGAGGCAGUCCACCAGCUGGACCGGGGCAGGGCGGCGGGAUGGGGGGGUGGGGGGAGGACAGAGGGAUGGGGCGGCAGGGGCAGGGCGGAAUGGUAAUGAAGUGGAUGCAGCAGGAGAGAGGGAUGGAGGAGGGGAGAUGCGGAGGUGGACGAAGGGCAGUGUUAGGGAAGGGGUAGGGGGGGAUGGAGGGAUGGAAGAAAGCGGCAAAGACAGUGGCUGGGGAGGAGGUUCGGAGAGGGGUGGAGGAGGGAUGGAGGAGGCUGAGUGUGCGCCUGGCAGUGCCUCUGCUGCCCCUCCCUCAUCUCCCCGCCAAUCUACUUCCCCCUCCGCUCCCUCCCCCUCCGCUCCAUCCCCCGUGGUUGCACUUGCACCCCCUCCUGCUCUCUCCCCCUUUGAUUCCCCCUUUCCUGCCUCUCACCCACUCACUCUCACCCCUGCAAACCCUCUCACUCUCACCCCUGCAAACUCUCUCUCGCUCACCCCUGCAAACCCUCUCACUCCUGCCAACCCACUCUUGAGUAACAGUCCCGCCCACCGCCGCUCCUCCUCUCUCAUCUCCCUCCCGGCACCCACCAGCAGAGGCAUGGGCCCCAUUGUACCUCACCCCACCGCCGGUCGUCAGCCAACUCAGAUUGGAAGGGAUGCACACAUUUCAAGGCGGGAUGCUGCUGCCCCACCAGCCCCUCCAUCAGCUGCCGCACCAGCCCCUCCUGCCCUUGGUGGGAACUCCCUUGCGAGUGCGGGGCGGGCAGGCAACAACCCACAUUCCAGGGCAGGGCAAGGCUGGUUGGAGGAAGGGGAAGGGCAAGGGGCCGAGAGGCGGGGGUGGUCGGGUGGUGAGCAGGAGAGGGGAGGAAGGGAGCGGAAGUCAUCAUCGCUGUGGGAAAAGUUCCAGGAGAUGAAGGUGGGGGGAGGGGUGGCAAUUGAGGCGCCUCGAAAUGCGACUAUUGAGGCGCCUCGAAUGGCGACUAUUGAGGCGCCUCGAAUGGCGACUAUUGAGGCGCCUCGAAAGGCGACCAUUGAGGUGCCUCGCGAGCAGGAGGGAGAGAGGGAGCGGGAAGCGGUAUCCCGGUGGGAGAAGUUCCAGGAGAUGAAGGUGGGGGGGGUGCCCAGUGGGGAAGGAAGAGGGGAUGCAGAGAAGCGAGGAGAAGAAGCGAGAGCGGGAGGUGUGGAGAGACAGCAGCUGGAGGGGAGGACAGUUGUGUUACAGUUAAGCAGUGUGUUGCAGCAAACGAGGGACUCAGCUGAACCAAGGACAAACAUCCCAUUAGGGGUGGAGCAGGAGGGAGGAUCAGCUGCGUCAGCAGCAGAAGGGGUGGAGUUGGGGGAGUUGGGGGAGUUAGAGGAGCUGCUGGGGCCACCGAGCAUUGUGGUGCCGCAGAGAAAGAUUCUCAAACACUUCGUGCCGCUGCCUGUUGCUGCUACUGCCCCUCUGCACCCAUCCGCUGCCCCUCUGCACCCAUCUGCUGCACCACCACCUGCUUCCGCCACUCCUGCUACUACUGCCACCGCUCAACACUCCUCCUCCGCCUCUCCUGAGACGCUCUCCUCGCAACAUUCCCUCUCCCAUCCCUUCCGCUUCGUCUCUCCCCCCACGUCCCUGCCGCCCCGUUCUCCUGCUUUCUCCAUCCUUCCAGAAACCACCACAGCCCCCACUGCUUCCCUCUCGCUCUCUCACUCGUCCUCAUCCCCAUCUUCCCCCUUUCCCCCUUUCCCUGGUCCCCCCACCAACCGCUCUGUCUCUCUGACUGCUGCGGCCUCUACUCAUCCCUCCCCCCCUUUACCUGGUUCCUCAUUUCCUCACUCGCCUCAACAGCCCUGGGCUGCUACUGCCCCCACUAAACCCUCAAUUCCUCACUUGCUCCAGCAGGAUCAAGCGCUCUUUCUGAAAACCGCUGUUGAGGCGGCACAUUCCUCCCAACCGCCACCAUCAGCAGCAUCAGUAGGUCCCUUGUUGGCAGGAGGAGCAAGGGCACCGGUUGCCAUUCCGCCACCAUCUUUCACCCCGUCUCCGCCGCCCCCUUUCCCCUCGCCACCCCACUCCACUGCACCACUGUUUGCAUCAGCUGCCCCCAUCCCAGUUCCACAGCUCUCCAGUCCACCUCCCACCUUCACACCUCCUACCAUCCCCCACCUUCACCGGUUGCCAGUCCCCACUACCGCUCCCCUGCAAUCUGAUCCCCUGCAAUCUACUCACCUUCAACCUACGCCCCUGCCACCUACGCCUUUUCAGUCGACCCCCCUGCAGUCCACUAUCGUGCAAUCUGCUCCCCUUGAAGCUGCAACCAGAAUCCCAGACACGCACAGCAGCGCGCUUGCAUGCAGCAGCACUGGUGAGUCGGUGAGUGAGGGGCCUGGUGGGAGUGGGGAGGGGCGGGCGAGUGGUAAGGGUGGGGAGGAGGGCGAGCAGCAGUACUACCAGCGGAGCAGGCAGAGGAGGCGGAGGAGGAGCAGACAGGUGUCUGUUUCACCUGUGCGGGAGAGCAGUGGUGGGAUAUCUGAGCAGACCCAGCAGCAGCAGAGUCAGCAGCAGCAGGCUCAGCAGCAGCAGAAUCAGCAGUGGCAGCUCCAGCAGCAGCAGCAGCAGCAGCAGCAGCAGCAGCAGCAGCAGCAGCAGCAGCAGCAGCAGCAGCAGGUUCAGUGGGAGCAGAUGCAGCAGAUGCAGCAGGCAUGGCUGCAGCAGCAGGCAGCCGUGAUGCAACAGUGGAUGGCGCAGCAGCAGCAGAUGAUGCACCUGUUGCUGCAAGCGCAAACGCAGCAGCAGCAGCCGCAGCAGCAGCACCAGUGGCAACAGCAGCAGCAGCAGCAGCAGCAACAGCAGCAGCAACUGCAGCACCAGCAGCAAUGGCAGCAGCAGCAACAACAGCAAUGGCAGCAGCAGCAGCAGCAGAAGCAGCAGGAACAGCAACAGCAACAGCAGCAGCAGCAGCAGCAGCAGCAGCAGCAGCAGCAGCAGCAGCAGCAGCAGCAGCAGCAGCAGCAGCAGCAGCAGCAGCAGCAGCAGCAGCAGCAGCAGCAGCAGCAGCAGCAGGAGGAACAGCUACAGCAGCAGCAACAGCAACAGCAGCAGCAACAGCAGCAGCAGCAGCAGCAGCAGCAGCAGCAGCAGACGGAGUCGAGAAGGCUGCAGAUGGAGCAGCCGGAAAUGCAACCGGUGCAGACACGGGAAGUUCAGACUGAAGAGCAGAUGGGGAGGGGAGAGCAGCAGGCGGAUACCAUGAAGGGGAUUGUGGGCCCGGAGAUGAAACAGAUGCUCAAACCUAACCGCCACGCCAAGCCUUCUGCCAUCCGCGCCACAUUUCGUUCCGCGCAUUCACAGAUCGAGGCUGGCGGGAUGCGACCAUCCUCCUCGUCGAAUGUUCUAAUCACGCUAUUAGACGGCUCGAUAAGAGCCGUGGACUCGCGAACCGGCGAGGUGAAAUGGACAUUCGCGUCCGGUCAGCCGCUUGUCUCAGCCGCAGGACCAGCGCAGGGAGCAGGAGCGGAAGGGGGACUGGCGGAAGGGAGGCUGGCGGAAGGUGUAGGGGGAAGGGGAGCGGAAGAGAGUGCGCCGGGGGGGAAGGCUAGGCAUGGGGCGGCGGAAAGAUGGGGCGGGGGAGAUGAGAUGGACUGGGACUACGAGGAGGAUGAGGAUGAGGAGGGAGAGGAGGAGUGGGGAUGGGGGGGAGUGGGGAGCGGAAGGGAGAAUGGUGCGCGUGGCAGUGGGGGUGGCGGGAGUGGGAAGAGUGGAGGGAAGACGGAGGUGGGAAAGGGACGGGGGAGAGGCGGGGGCAUGGAGAUGGUUAUUCCGGGUGUGAAUGGGCGCCUGUACUCGUACAGGGAAGGGCUCGGCUUGCAGGUACGUACGUGGAUUCCGUUCCACAGGCAUUGUCUUGCUUCCUUCACGCCUGUUGGGUAUGUCGUGCCACCCCUCUCCUCCCCUCGUUCUACUCCACACAAUGGAAACUGCUUCCCACUCCCGUCCCCACACAACGUCCCCCUGCCCCCUCCUCGUCUUACCUACCUCCCACAAUGUCCUGCCAACAGCCUCCCCUCUCUUUUCCGUAUCUCCUUCUCCCCCCCUUUUCGCCAGGAGCUGCCGAUAACAGCCAAAGAGCUCGUGUCCGCCUCGCCUUCAGUCACCCGCGACGGCGCCACCGUGAUCGUUGGAUCGCAGAAAUCAACGGCCUUCCUGCUCGACCCAGUCACAGGCGCCGUGCUGCGCUCUUUCGACCCGCUCGCUCCUCCGGGCGGCGGCGGCUUGUCCUUUUCUGCGACAAGUAAUGAUGGGAACGAGCAGGCGGACGGCCCACUGGCGGAGUGCCUGAAAAUGGCAGAAGAGGAGGGCGGCGAAGGCAUGGAGGUAGAUGGAGGAGUUGGGUUCCUGGAAGGUUCCAGGAGCAGUGAAAGGGACGGAGCAGCAGACGUGCAGCAGCAGAAAAAUAAAAACGAGUGUGAUCGCUUGCUCUCGUCGUCCCUGCUGGUGCUCCGAACCGACUAUGUGGUUCGGGCGGUGGAGCUCAGGUCCGGCAAGCAGCGGUGGAACGUCAGCUUCGGCGAGCUGAGCCCCGUGAAUGGAGCUCUGCUGGGCCUAGCGGGAGGCGUGGGGGGGGGCGUGGGGGGCGGAGCACCAAUUGGGGGAGUCUUGGGGGGAGCGCUAGGGGCAGGAAGGGGAGGUGGAGGGGGGAAAUCAGGGAUGGAUCUUACGGGUAGAGGCGUGUUUGAUGGUCAUGGGAGCGGGGUGCCUAACGCUGCUGCUGCUUCAUUGGCAGUGGCUAAACGACAACUCUUGCCAUCCAGCGUUUCUGGAGAAGAUUCGGAGUCGGAUAUUGAUCUGGGGAUUGGGGCGGGGGGACAAGGACAGGGGGAUAGGGACGAAAUUGGAGGUCCAGGGUUGGCAGGAUUCAAUACAGGGUUAACUGCUGCAGCUACCACGAGUAUAGACCCAUCGGAAGAGGGUAAUUCCGACAUCUACUCCAUCCAGCUGACCAACGCCCAGACAGGCCAGCAGGCAUGGCAGACGACUUUUUCAUCUGCCCCGCUCGCAGCGUUCACGCCCUCGGGCAGACUCGUGCAGGAAUUCGUGGCGCGCGAUUCGUCCAAGGACACGGGGCCCGGGCAGGUGCUGUAUGUGGGGCGAGUGGCAGGCAGCCCGUUCGCCCUCGUCACUCCCAGCGCCACUGACACACCCACCGCCGCUCUCCCCCUCCUCCCGGCCUCGCCCCACUCCCCCUCUGAUGGCCUGCCUGCUGGCAUGUCUGCAGGCAUGUCGGCUGGUGGAGGGGUGGGGGGUGGUGGUGCGGUGGUGGGUAGGACGGGCAAGUUCACAGUCACUGAGCCGCCCAGGAUUGCAGGGACGCGAGGAGCUGGAGGUGCUGCUGGGGAAGCUGGUGAUGGGAAUGCCGGUGGCGGUAGGGGCAGGGGUAGGAGUAGGUUUGGCACGGCUGGUGCAGGUGGCAGUGGUGGGGUCGGCAGUGGUGGGGGUGGCAGUGGGGACGAUUCGCUGUACCCCAUAGUGGUGAGGGCACCGGGGGCAGCAGCUGCUCUGUACGACGCCAUGGGGUGCGCUGACGCCCCUGCUGUGCAUGGGGGCGCUGACUUGGGGGGUGGUGACUAUGGGGCGCAGAGCCCCUGGAACAACCAUCAGGGACGCUCAGAGAAGCAGCCGGAGUUGAACAGGAAUCAACAGCAGCAGCAGCAGCAGCAGCGGCAGCAGCGGCAGCAGCAGCAGCAGCAGCAGCAGUACAGUAUGCAGCAGCAGCGAGCGCCAAGCCCAGUGGCAGCACACAGCGACAGGAGCAGCAGCAGCGCGGAUGGGGAGGACUUGCUGGGGUGGACCGGCAUGAUCAGCCUGUGGGGGCGCGGCACUGGCGCCGGCGACACUAUUGGGGUUGCUAAUAACGCGGAUAUGGAGUUGGGUGCAGGCAGAGGGGAGAAGAACCGGCGUCUUGGGCCUCCUAAGGACAUGGAGCCUGCUGUGGGGCCCCAGGCCCCGCCCACCCCGCCGAACCUCAUGACCUCGUUCGGGAUCCUCGCUGCCGCAGCUGCCACCCUGGCUGGGAUAGUCGCCGGUGCUUCGGUAUUCUCUUACUCCUCCUCCUCCCCAGCCCCGUCUUCUUCCUCUGCUGCUGCUGCUGCUGCUGCAUCUGGCCGGGGUGGCACGCCUGUAAGGAAUCAGAGGCUUAAGUCGCAGCAGAGGCAGGGUUCCUCCUCUCACCCUCCCAGGCAUGCUUUACACAUGAAUGGUGCGCCCAGUGGCAGAGGAACGUAUAGAGGAGGGGCUACUAACGAGGAUGGGCUGUCGUGGGUGGCACGGGGGGUGGUCGCGCUGCUGCCGGCUUCCUUGCAAGAGUGGGCGGCUGAGGGGCUGGGGGGGGGCGGCAGUGGUAAUAGCAGCAGCAGUAGAAAACGAGGCAAGCAGGGGGCGGGUAGGAGGAACAAGAAUCUGGAAGGAGCGGCAGUAGCCGAAGCAGCAGCAGGGGGGGCGGAGGGAGAGCCACUGGGUAAACAGCAGGACGACCUGGCCAAUGGGAUCGUGCCACCUGGACUGGACGGCACAGGGGAUCCAGGCAGGGAGGAUUCGGGGCAGGGCGAAUCUGCGGGAGGGAGGCUGAGCAGACUACUGGGGAGUGUGGGCAAGCUGGGCAGUGGCAGUGGCAGCAGGCAGAGCAGCACAGGGAAGCUGGUCUCCCGACGAGGCAGCCGCGACAAUGAAGGGCCGGGGGAGGGCGCGGGCGGGGGUGGGGCUGACACCGGCACAGCAGGCGAGGAGGAGAGCGAGGAGGAUGCGGAGGAGCGGGAGGAGGGGCGGUGGGUGGGGCGGCUGUUUGUGUCCCGGCGGGUGAUCGGGCACGGGAGCCACGGGACUCUGGUGCUGGAGGGGCGGCUGGAGGGGCGGCAGGUGGCGGUGAAGCGGCUGCUGUCGCAGUUCUACGAGCGGGCGAGGCAGGAGAUUGCUGCACUGAUAGCCACGGACGAGCAUCCCAAUGUGGUGCGGUGCUUUGCCAUGGAGGAGGACGAGUCGUUUGUGUAUGUGGCGCUGGAGCGGUGUGCGUUUAAUCUUGCGGAUCUUGUUCUCGCGUGCCGGGCUAGCCUCGCUGCGGCUAUGGCACCACCACCUGCUGCCGCUGCUGCUGCUUCUGGUUCAGGUGCUGCUGCUGGUGAUGCUGCGGCUGCGGGGCCUGUCUCUUCUCCCUCCUCCGCCUUGUCCUCCGCCAACAAGCCUCCCGCCAGCCCCUUCCAAACCUCCUCCACAUCAACCACCAACACCACCUCCUCCUCCGCCUCCUCCACCUCCUCCUCUCACUCCUCCUCCUCCUCGCUCCCUCCCUCCGACCCGCCUCUCCACCUCAAAACCCCCUCGCUCUCGCUCCGCCUCUCCCCGUCCUCCUCCGCCGAGCGGGAAAUUAUAUCAGCAGCACUGGAGCGGGUACAGGCCUACUGCACCUCACAGGGCGUGGGGGUGCAAGGACUGUGCCUGUGGGACGACAAGGGCCAGCCGACACAGCAGCUGGUGGGGCUGUUGAGGGAUGUCGCAAGCGGGCUUGCUUAUCUGCAUGACCAGAGGAUUGUGCACCGGGACUUAAAGCCCCACAAUGUGCUCAUCUCGCUGCUGCUGCCCAGCCGGCACCGGCAGCGCGGGCAGUCGCAGGCUAGGGUCCGGAUGCGGGGCAAGCUGUCAGACAUGGGGAUCAGCAAGAGGCUCGGCGACGGAGCAAGCUCGUUCGACACGAUGACAGCAGGCUCGGGCAGCAGCGGGUGGCAGGCACCGGAGCAGCUAGAAGACGGGUCAAGGCUGACGAAAUCGGUGGACAUGUUUUCGUUCGGGUGCCUGGUGUUCUUCUGUGUGAGCGGCGGCAGCCACCCGUUUGGGGAGUGGUUUGAGCGCGAUGCGAACGUGGUGGCGGGGAGGGCAGACCUGUUCCCCAUCGAUCACGUGCCGGAGGCGCUGGAUCUAGUGGCUGCUCUGCUUGACAGAGACCCUGAAAAAAGGCCGUCAGCGCACGAAGUGCAGAGGCAUCCCUUCUCGCUGGGCAGUACUAGGGCUGAUUUCAAGAACCCCCAAACGCAAUCCCAUCCCCUUCCCCCCUUCCCACCAUCCAUCUCCAGGCCCCCAGCGCACGAGGUGCAGAGGCACCCCUUCUUCUGGCCAGCAGAGCAGCGGCUGGCCUUCCUGCGAGACGCCAGCGACCGCGUGGAGGGGGAGGACCGCGAGGCCCACUCGCCCCUCUUGAAUGCCCUAGAGGCAGCAGCGCCCAGGGCUAUAGCUCGCAAGGGGGGGAUUAGCAGGGCGCCUGGGGAGAAGGGUGGCGGGUGGAACGAGCGUGUGGACGGGGCGCUGCUGGGGAAUCUGGGGAAGUACAGGCGGAGAAACUCUCACUCCCUCGAGCGCGCUAACCACGCGUCGUCGUCUCUCCCUGUUGUUCGACGGGCGUCUCGAUCGCGAGUGGUCAUGGCGUCAGCGUCAGCGGCGGAGGGGGGAUCAGCGGCCGCGGCGAGUAGCGAGGAGCUGGCGGAGUUCGUGUCGCGCGACAACCGUCGCAUGCUGCACGUCGUCUAUCGCGUGGGCGAUCUGGACGCCGCUAUCAAGUUCUACACGGAGUGUCUGGGCAUGAAGCUGCUGAGGCAGCGCGACAUUCCCGAGGAGAAGUACUCCAACGCAUUUCUGGGCUACGGCCCUGAGACCUCCACGUUUGUCGUGGAGCUCACUCACAACUAUGGCGUGGACUCGUACGACAUUGGAGCGGGCUUUGGCCACUUCGGCAUCUCUGUUGAUGAUGUGUACAAGACGGUGGAGGUGGUGAAGUCGCGCGGCGGCAAGGUGACUCGCGAGGCUGGCCCUGUGAAGGGCGGACAGAGCGUCAUCGCUUUCGUUGAGGACCCGGCUGGGUACAAGUGGGAGAUUAUUCAGCGGCCACCUACUCCCGAGCCACUGUGCCAGGUCAUGCUGCGAGUGGGAGAUCUCGACAGGGCAAUCAAGUUCUAUGAGAAGGCAUAUGGCAUGAAGCUGCUAAGGACAAGGGACAACCCACAGUACAAGUACACGAUAGCCAUGGUGGGGUAUGGCCCAGAGGCGGAGAGUGCAGUGGUGGAGCUCACAUACAACUAUGGCGUUGAGUCGUAUGAGAAAGGCAACGCUUACGCACAGAUCGCAAUAGGAACGGACGAUGUGUAUAAGACAGCAGAGGCCAUUCGGGCGGCGGGUGGGACCAUCACACGCGAGCCGGGCCCCAUUCCCGGCAUCAACACCAAAAUCGUGGCGUGCCUCGACCCGGAUGGGUACAAAACGAAGGACCCAGUCCUCGCUGCUCCCCUCACCGCCCCUCACCGCCCGUCACCACCCAUCAUCUCCCUUCACCUCCCUCGCCUCCCCGUCCGCAGGGCAUUCGCCACGUACUGCCUGGUGGGCGGGUGUUGGGGCGUGCCUCUCUCGUUCAUCCUGGGCCCCUGGGCGUACUGGCUCACGUGUGUGCCGUGCUACGCCUCGCCUCGUCCCUUGCUCCCCUCUCCCUUCCCUUCGUCCACAGAGCAUUUGCGACCUACUGCCUAG